AAAGAUGACGAGUAAAUUUUUUGCGUUUGAGUUGGGGGACUUUUAUUUCAGCAGUUUCAGCAAACUACCGUACCAUAAAGAAAUUUAAACCAUUAAAUGGAUCUAAUAGCAUCUUUUGAAAGACGAUGGAUGCAGCCAUCGUACUACUGGGGUUCUUUGUGGACGGAUAAUUAUCUAUUAGAAAGAAAAAAUAAUGAUUGGUCCAAGCUGGUGACAAUUCUUAAUGUUUUCUUGUUUCAAAAAGAAAGGCAAAGCAAUGAAUACGCAAUUUUAGUUUUUCCUGAGAAUUGGAAUAAAAUUUGGUGUUCUAUUUCAAACAAUUUUCCAGUUGAAACAAGACAUUUGAUUAAGGCUAUACCGUUAAAAGUUCCUUUUGAUAAAUAUACUUUUGAAUCUGAACUUUUGCGACAUGUGUCCAUUCGCGACACUAUUGGAUUCGUUUGUCUUCUUGGAGUUUUCGACUGUUUUUCCUUCAGAGAGUUUUCAGUUGCUUCUGCUUUUUUCUCUUGCUUAUUCGUGCACUCACACCUUAAAAAGGAUGCUAAUGUUUCAUUUGUUGACCACUUGCCCCAACAAAGCUUAAAGUAUUUGAUUCGUUGGCUUUUAUACUCAAUUCACGACAAAACAGCGUGCCACUCACACAUUUACCAUCUCCGCAUUUCAGAUUUUAGUGAAUCGCUCACUCAACCCGUCGAUGUUCCUUGGCUUUUUUUACUCUCAGUGGAAAGAAAAAACGAGAUGUGUGCAAAAACGACAACUAGCUCAGCAUCAAUUUCUUGUAGUGUCACUUCGGCUUUUUUCCCACCAGAAAUGUCUUGGGAUAAUGUUUACACGUUACCUCGAAUGAUGUUGUCUUUGUUAAAGUAUAGAACACAAAAAAUGGUCAUUGAUAAACUUGUGCCAGGGUCCUUCACUUACUAUUAUUGUAACGGUUCGGAUUCUUCAACAGUUGAAUAUACUAUUAUAGUCUACGACACACAUGUCGAAUGUCCCAAAACACGAGAGUGUGGCUUAUUCAUUCGUGAAAAUCAAGCGACGGAUUGGCUAUUUAAAACAUCGGAGGGUUUAGAAAAAAUAGGCGAGCAGUGUUCGACCUCACGCCUGCUUGUUGUCAUUGUGAGACGUACUACAAAUACUUCAUCACAAGACAAUCUUCAAAAAGAAUUUGAAACGAUGAAAGAAAAGAUUGGUUCCAAACUUGCGAUGCUAACACCGUUUCCUCGAGUUGAUCAAGCUCAAAUAUGUUUUCUAACUGUCAACGAUCCGGAAGAGUCUUUGGGGUCUGUAGUAGAUGAAUGUGAUUCCAAUUACGCAGGAAAAAUUCUAGUCUAUGACGUUCCCAAUAUGGAUUCCGUUGAGUUUCCCCAAAAACGACUGAUGGUAUUUUCAUGUAAUCCUCGUGUCAUUCAAUCCGAAGCUCAAUUAGACAAAGAAAAAAAUGUAUGCGGGACUCUCUCUUGUUCCGAAUAUUACGGUGGAAUUAUUUUAUCAUUAAGUUUUUUAAAUAAAACAAUAUUUUCUCAAAAAGAUGCCGUAACGUGCAGAAUUUUAGGAUUAGGUGGUGGAGUGUUAGCUCUUUGUUUAGCUCAAGUUUUCCAGUUCAUUGGUACGCCGCUUCUUUUAACAGUUGUCGAAUUGGAUCCUCAGGUUGUUCGAAUGGCCCAAAAGUGGUUUAUGUAUGAAGAGAUAAUACGACGAAAGUUUUGUUGUUGUACUAUUCAAACCGUAAUUAAAGACGCACUUCAAGAUAUUCAAGAACUCCCUGAAGAGACGCAAAAUCUUGUAAUUCUUGAUAUAAAUGGAGACUCCAAUACAAAAGCUAUGCUUUGUCCAUCUCCAGAAUUUGUACAAACAAAAUUUCUUUUAAAAAUACACACUGUUUUGAAAUCGGGUGGUUUGUUCAUCUUAAAUCUUGCGACUCGUUGUGAAAACACCAAAAAAAACGUUUACAGUUCCUUGCAGUCAAUUUUUUGCGACUGUUGCGUUAUUAAAACUAAACACGAAAUCAAUGAGGUGGUUAUUUGUCGAAAACAAAACAAAGAAAAUUCGUUAUCGCCGUUUUCUAAAUCAAUGCUUCAAAGCCGUCUCAAUUGUCAUAUUGCUUCUUUGGUCGCUGCCUUUAACGGAAACCCUGAAGAAGAUCUUGUGAAAGGAAUUUCAAAUAAUCAGUGGAAUGAACAAUUGUUUGUGAUUAAUAAAAUGUGUUAAUUUUGUUCGACCUUUCCAAAAAGAGGCUGGAGCUAUUCAUUAAAAAUUGAUUUACACUUAUUCUCUUGUGUGCACUUCUUUUUAACUAGUUUCAUUCUUGCUUAAAAUUUUUUUUUUUUCCAGUAAAACAAUUAAAACAUACCGUACUCUACGCGGGAGGAAGGCAAAAAAAACGCCUUAAAAAAACAAUACAUCACCA
Molecule: messenger RNA, 2407 nt
Organism: Hylaeus volcanicus
Lineage: Eukaryota; Metazoa; Arthropoda; Insecta; Hymenoptera; Colletidae
Product: eEF1A lysine and N-terminal methyltransferase-like
Exons: 18
Coding region: 97-2208 (703 amino acids)
Source: RefSeq, a predicted model, not a curated record